AUGGAUGGGGCUGCUAUGAAUGGUCAUCUUUCGAUCAUCGAAUUCCUGCACAACCACCGCCACGAAGGCUGCACACCGCGGGCGAUCGUGCAUGCUGCCGAAAACGGCCACUUGGACAUUGUUCAGUUCCUCCACGAGAACGUGGACGAAGAAUGGCCGAUCGAUGCGGUCGCGGCCGCAGGGAUGCACGGCCACGUCGACAUCGUGCGGUACUUGUGCGAGCACGGAUUUUUGUUUCGCAGUGACGACGACGUAAUCGUUGAAAUGGCCCUCGCACUGGGUGACCACUGCCCCGAGGCGAAGGACCUCCUGCUGCUGAUGUUAGGCGGAGAUUCCGGAGACAAUUAA
Molecule: messenger RNA, 348 nt
Organism: Aphanomyces invadans
Lineage: Eukaryota; Oomycota; Saprolegniomycetes; Saprolegniales; Verrucalvaceae
Exons: 1
Coding region: 1-348 (115 amino acids)
Molecular function (GO): protein binding
Source: RefSeq, a predicted model, not a curated record